Hydractinia symbiolongicarpus is the source of this 2115-nucleotide messenger RNA. RefSeq lists its product as uncharacterized. NCBI's taxonomy places the organism in Eukaryota, Metazoa, Cnidaria, Hydrozoa, Anthoathecata, Hydractiniidae. The coding region runs from base 1 to 1305 and encodes 434 amino acids. The record is from RefSeq and is a predicted model, not a curated record. The transcript is spliced from 3 exons.
AUGUUGGCGAAGACAGCAAUAAAAGAUAAGAAAAGCUUAAGGACUGACUUGGUGUUCCUUGUACUUCCAUAUGGUAUUCUUUUAAUUGAUAUCAACGAAGUCAAAAUUUACAAUAUUGGCAAUGAAACGUUUUUGAAUUCAAGUGUGACAUUUGUAAAACUUAUUCAUUUUGCAAAUGUUCUUUAUUUACAAAGGACAGGGAUCUAUCCAAAAGAUACAUUUUCUAUUGUUAAAUUGAAAAAAUCGGGAAAUGAAACAUCUCAAUCUCAUCAAACACAUGCUAUUUGUUGCGAAGUACUAUUCGGUCUUCUGAACAAGAGAAACAUCCUGACUUAUCCAUAUAAGUUUCGGCAAUUGCUUUUGGUAGCUCAAUGUUUGAUUGCAAUCGAUUUGGAGAAUACGGAUGGUUGUUUACGACAGAUUAAAGACUUUUUAGAGUCCCGUUUCUCAUAUUUAAUGCUGAUCACGCUGGACAGCCAUCCCAGCUCGCAUUUUUCGUGCCUUGUUGCAUCAGACGAAACACUUUUUGUAAAGGAGAUUGCAACAAACAAAGUAGUUAAAGACAUGCAACGUCUUUUUCAAAAUGAUAUUUCAUAUCAACUUUCUGAAAAUAUAUGUAAGCAUGUUUUGAAAUUUAUUUGUUCUGAAGCGUCCUUUAUACGUUCUUACUGUUGUGCAACAGUCAAUGAUGAAACCUUCGAUAAAAGCAUCGCCACUAUCAUUAGAAGUCGACAAUAUCGAAGUAAUAUGGAGAGAAUGUCAUUAGCAGCGUCAAGGAAGGAAGACCUGGCCAAGUUCUUACCCAGUAUUUUUGUGAAUUGUUUGGCAAUUGGGUUAAGAGUCACACUGACUGACUUUAAACAGAACUGGCCUGUAUCUAUCCCAGCUACCUCUAAAUCGCUCUUUACGACCUUUGAUUUUAUCGACAUCUUUCUUUUACAGUUGUUAGCGUUUCGAUAUAUUGCAUCAAGAUCGGAUAGAUCUGUUACAGAUUUGGUCCUAGAAAUGGAAACUUUAGAGAAUGAAGACCUGGCCAAGUUCUUACCCAGUAUUUUUGUGAAUUGUUUGGCAAUUGGGUUAAGAGUCACACUGACUGACUUUAAACAGAACUGGCCUGUAUCUAUCCCAGCUACCUCUAAAUCACUCUUUACGACCUUUGAUUUUAUCGACAUCUUUCUUUUACAGUUGUUAGCGUUUCGAUAUAUUGCAUCAAGAUCGGAUAGAUCUGUUACAGAUUUGGUCCUAGAAAUGGAAACUUUAGAGAAUGUAAGCAAUCAAUCUGACACUGAUAGUGAUAUUUAUUAAAAUAUAAUUAUAUGUUAUCGUGUUCGUAUUUGUUAAAACAUUUUGUUUCUUAGGUAAUAUUUUUUAUAUUUUCAGCUAUACAAUUUAUUUUACUUUAAAUAGAUGUGCAGCCGUACUUUAAUUUUGAUCAAUGGUAGCCGUACCUAACCUAAUUUCUUUUUAUGGAACAUUUGUAGCAUUUGAAGAUGUUUCUUAUACGAUAGGACCCAGCCGUACCUUAAUAUGGUCCAGCCGUACCUUAUUUUAGCUAGCCGUACCUAACCUAAUUUCGUUUUUAUGGAACAUUUGUAGCAUUUGAAGAUGUUUUUUAUACGAUAGGACCCAGCCGUACCUUAAUAUGGUCCAGCCGUACCUUAUUUUAGCUAGCCGUACCUAACCUAAUUUCUUUUUAUGGAACAAUUUUAGCAUUUGAAGAUGUUUCUUAUACGAUAGGACCCAGCCGUACCUUAAUAUGGUCCAGCCGUACCUUAUUUUAGCUAGCCGUACCUAACCUAAUUUCGUUUUUAUGGAACAUUUGUAGCAUUUGAAGAUGUUUCUUAUACGAUAGGACCCAGCCGUACCUUAAUAUUUUCCAGCCGUACCUUAUUUUAGCUAGUCGUACCUAACCUAAUUUCGUUUUUAUGGAACAAUUUUAGCAUUUGAAGAUGUUUCUUAUACGAUGGGACCUAGCCGUACCUUAAUAUGGUCCAGCCGUACCUUAUUUUAGCUAGCCGUACUUAACUUAAUUUCGUUUUUAUUGUACAUAUUUUAGCCUUUAAAGUUGUUUCUUAUAUGAUAGGACCCAACCGUAAAAUAUAUGUUGUCUUAUAA